AAGUGCUCAAUGCCAAUAUAUAGCCCAGACUUGGGAAACCAGAGAAGGCUUCUUGGAGGAGGUGACAUCUAGGCUGAGACCCAAAGGAUGAAGAGGUAUUCAGCACAAGAGAGGGGAGGAAGUGAGGGUUUGGGGCAGUGAAAAGAUGCUCAGAGAACUGAAGGAAGUAUGAGGCUUCCAGAACACAGAGUGGGAGAAGGGACAGUGAGAAAUGAAGCUGGAGAGAAGAGCUGGCUGGGCAGGGAGCACUCCCCAAGGGCCUCGAAGCCCCGCUGAGGGGUUUCCACUCAGUUCUGAGUACCCUAGCAUUCAAAAGGGUGGUGAUGUUCUGCUUUUUAAACAGCAGAACCAAAUUUCCUGUGAAAACCCAACCUGUAAUGCAGGUGAGAGGAGGACAUCUGUGGGGCAGGGGGUCCAUGGCCCCGGGAGAACCCAGGGAACAGGGCUUAAAAGACACGGCUCGGCUCGGGCCUUUGCCUGUUGGAACCAGAAAGGACCUCAGAGCACCCACCUUCAUUUAAAAUUCAUAGCAAGGAUGUUUAUGGGUUCUAACAGUAAAGACUCAGCCAUUAAAGGUUCUAUAAAUGCCUCUUCCAAAACACCCCUCAGAGUCACAAUUCAGCACUUAUUUAUUGAUUACCUGCAGGAGACCUUAUAGUGUAGAGGUUAAGGGCACAGACCCAGGAGCCCGACUUCCUGGGCCUGCCCCUUGUUAGCUGUGUGACCUUGGGCAUGUUGCUUAAUUUCUCUGAGCCUCAGUUUUCCUGCAUGCACAGUAAGAAUGGUGAUCAUGGAACCAAGUCGUUGAAUUAUUGGAAAGAUUAAAUGAGUUCAUACAUGUAUAGCGUCAAGAAGAGUGCCUGGUGCAUAAUGAGGGCUCUGUAAGUGGCAUAGAAUAUGUCUCAUUUGAUCUUUAACAAAACUUCAAGGUUGGCAUUAGCCUCAGAAGAGGAAACGGAGGCUCAGAGAGGUGAAGUGACUUGUACAAAGUCACAGAGCAGGUCAGUGGAGGAGACAGAGGGAGCAGUCUGGUGUGGGUGACUGGGUCCAGUGCUCUUGGAGGGCAUUAUGUGUCUCUCCUUGUUAAUGUUUUGUAUGUAUUAUGGUCUCUUCUGUGCCUUUAUUUGUGUCCCCAGUUCCCAGGACAGAACCAGACAAGAGGAGGCAUUCAGUAAAGGUGUGAGUGAAUGAAUGAAUGAAUGAAUGAAAUUGAUGGAUUGAGCUGUGUAUUCCUAGCACUUGGCCCAGGUUCUCAGUGAAUGAGCCCCUAGCAGCACUGGAAUGUGACCCUCCUGAGGGCUUUGUGGUCCCCCUCAACCCCAGCCCCGCUGCUCAUAGAGAGAAGGGCUGGCCCAGCAUGCCUGGGUGUCCCACUGCGUGGGCGGUGGCUUCAGUGAAAGUUAAGGUCCUGGCAGCCUGUUCCUGGGGAAGUCCACAGCCCGCAGUGCUGGGGGCAGGGCAGGCCUCCUGGCGGGGCUUCCUGUCAAGGCUCCAGGCCCAACCUUCAAACAAUGGCAGGGACUCGACAACCAGAAAAUCAAAAGAGAAAGGGCAAAAUAAAGGUCUGCGGGUGGGGGGGUUGAGGAAUUCCGUUUGGGGCUUGAAGAGCUAGGAUGGGGGGACCUGCUUGUGGCCUGGGUGGAACUGGAGUCAGAGGCCUAGCUCCCCACCUCACCCCACCCCAGCCCUGAGCUUGGCCAGGGCAGCCCUUAGGGUCCCUCUCCCUCCUGCUCACUUCCUCCAGGCUGUCUUCCAGGUAGGGUCUUUUGAAACCCAAACCUGACCAUGUCACCCACUGCUUAAAAACUUUUGUCCAGGGUAAUGGCCUAGUUCCUUGGCCUGGCACUGAAGGCCCUUUGUGAUGGGCUGCAGCCCUUUUUCCCAUCUCCUUCACAAGGUGCCCCAUUCACAGCACCUUUGGUCCAGCUACAGCUGCGGUCUGGGGUUCCCUGAGGGCAGGUACAGACAGGAAGGAGCGGUGGGAAGGAGCCUGUGGUCUUACAGCCUUCCCCUUUCCUCCUGCCCUGUGCAGAGCCAUGAGCCACCGGAUCCUGCUGCUCCUGGCCGUGCUGACCCUGGGCCUGGCUACCUCCCAACACCGAGACAAGGUGCCCUGUAAGAAGGUGGACAAGGAAGUCUUGUGCCGGGGCCUUGGCCUACUCCAGGUCCCCUCGGUGCUCCCACGGGACAUUGAGGUCCUCGACCUGUCUGGGAACCAGCUGCGGAGCAUCCUGGCCUCGCCCCUGGGCUUCUACACAGCGCUUCUUCACCUGGACCUGAGCGCCAACGAGAUUAACUUCCUCCAGCCAGGGGUCUUCCAGGCCCUGCCCCACCUGGAGCACCUCAACCUGGCCCACAACCGCCUGGCGGUGGGCACGGCGCUGAGCACUGGGGGUCUGGGUCCCCUGCCACACCUGACGUCCCUGGACCUGUCUGGCAACAGCCUGUACAGUGGCCUGGCGGAGCGGCUGCUGGCGGAGGCGCCCGCCCUGCGCAGCCUCUCGCUGGCGGAGAACAGCCUGACGCGCCUGGGCCGCCACACCUUCUGGGGCACGCCCGCGCUCGAGCGGCUGGACCUUCACAGCAACGUGCUGAUGGACAUCGAGGACGGAGCCUUCGAGGCCCUGCCCCACCUGGCACACCUCAACCUCUCCAGGAACUCCCUCACCUGCAUCUCCGACUUCAGCCUCCAGCAGCUGCGGGUCCUAGACCUGAGCUGCAACAGUAUUGAGGCCUUUCAGACGGCCCCGGAGCCCCGGGCCCAGUAUCAGCUCGCCUGGCUUGACCUGCGGGAGAACAAACUGCUCCACUUCCCCGACCUGGCCGCACUUCCGAGACUCAUCUACCUGAACGUGUCUAACAACCUCAUCCGCCUCCCUGCGGGGCCGCCCCAGGGCGGCGAGGGCCUUCACGCGCCUUCCGAGGGCUGGUCUGCCUUGCCCUUCUCUAACCCCGGCCGCAACGCCAGCACCCAGCCCCUCUCUCAGCUCUUGAAUCUGGAUCUGAGCUACAAUGAGAUUGAGCUCGUCCCCGAGGGCUUUCUUGAGCACCUGACUUCCCUGCGCUUCCUGAACCUCAGCCGGAACUGCUUGCGGGCCUUUGAGGCCCGGCGCGUGGGCUCCCUGCCUUGCCUCGCACUCCUGGACAUGAGCCACAAUGCGCUGGAGACGCUGGAGCUGGGUGCCAGGGUCCUGGGGUCUCUGCAGACGCUGCUCCUACAGGACAACGCCCUGCGGGACCUGCCCCCGUACACCUUCGCCGGCCUGGCCAGCCUGCAGAGGCUCAACCUGCAGGGGAACCGGGUCAGCCCCUGCGGGGGCCCAGGUGAGCCUGGGCCCGCGGGCUGUGUGGCCUUCUCUGGCGUCUCCUCCCUCCGCGUCCUGAACCUGGCGGACAAUGAGAUGGAGACGCUCCGGGCAGGUGCCUUCCUCCACACUCCGCUGACCGAGCUGGACCUCUCCGCCAACCCUGGGCUGGAUGUGGCCACAGGGGCCUUGGCGGGCCUGGAGGGCUCCCUGGAGGUGCUGGCCUUGCAGGGCAACGGGCUGGCCGUCCUGCAGGUGGACCUGCCCUGCUUCAGCUGCCUCAAGCGGCUCAACCUGGCAGAGAACCGCCUGAGCCGCCUGCCUACCUGGACGCAGGCCGUGUCCUUGGAGGUGCUGGACCUAAGGAACAACAGCUUCAGCCUCCUGCCGGGCAGCGCCAUGGGCGGCCUGGAGACCAGCCUGCGGCGCCUCUACCUGCAGGGGAACCCCCUCAGCUGCUGCGGCAACGGCUGGCUGGCGGCCCAGCUGCACCAGGGCCGUGUGGACGUGGACGCCACCCAGGACCUGAUCUGCCGCUUCGGCUCCCAGGAGGAGGUGUCCCUGAGUCACGUGCGUCCUGAGGACUGUGAGAAGGGGGGGCUCAAGAACGUCAACCUCAUCAUCAUCCUCACCUUCGCCCUGGUGUGUGCCAUCCUCCUCACCACGCUGGCCGCCUGCUGCUGUGUCCGCCGGCAGAAGUUCAACCAGCAGUACAAAGCCUAGAGAGGCUGCGGGCUACAGACCAGCUCUGUCGGGGGACCCUGCCAGGCUCCAGCUCCGCCUCCCCCAUCCGCAAGUGUCCUGGAGAUUUCUCCAGCCCAGCUUCCUCCCUGGCUGUGACCUCUCAGCUCCCAGUCGCUGCUCCCAGCUCCUACUCUCCAAAGGAAAAACUGAAAUGCCUAUUUCAUGGAUGGGGCUAGGCGGUGAGAGGGUAUGUGAUGCAAUGCCCUGGCACACAGUAGGUGCUGCCCGAAGGCCUGCAGGAGGGCAGUAGCAUGGGCUGAGCUCAACCCAGGACUCUGGGAACCUGGGAGCCCACCAGGCCCCUAACCCCUUUUCCUGGCAAACAGGGGAUUUUUUGCUCACCUGACCAAGACCCCAGCAAGGCAGAAAUUCCUGUUUUCAGCCGAACGUGGACACAGCUGCCAACUAGGCCAUCGGAGCAUCCGGCAAGUUCCAGGGCGAGAGGAUGCCCUUGCACAGCCCCUGUCACAGACAGACUGGGGUGUCAGGUCACCUGGCUCGCUCAAUCCACGAGGACCCGGCCCAGCAAGAGCCGGGCUCGCAGGCCGGGUAGGAGGAGAGGAAGCCGGCAUCCCUGGCCCACCAGAUGCCUCCCCCAGUCAGGUCCCUGUGCUGGCACAAUCCCCCAGGAUCCAGGAUCCAGAGUCUGCUUUCUGUGCCCCUGUUGUUUAGCAGCUCAGAGGCCCUGCAAGUCCGGGUCCCUGCGGCCCUCCAUCCUCAUCUCUCUCUGGCCACCUCCCACCUCCUAUUCAGAGCUGACAGAGCACUUCCGGGUGGGCCCUGCGCUGAAUACUUGAUGUACACGGUCGUAUAUAAUUCUAACACUCUUUGGAGAGAUUUCUAUUAUUAUCAUCCUCACUUUAGAGAAACUGAGACUCAAGAUGCCACAGCUGUCAAGUGCUAGGGCUGAGACUUGAGCCCAGGUUUGCCCUGCUCCUCUCUGGAGCCAGCAAUCUUAACCAUUAGGCAGCACUGCUUCCUGACCCUCCCAAUUCUGGCUCUCUCCCACCUCUUCUACUUGAAAUGUCUCACCUACCCUGACCCCCCUGCCAAACUCCUCCUUUUUCAAUGCUUACCUGCAUCACCUCCUCUGGGGAGACUGCCCUGAUUUCCCUCCUCCAGCUGCCAUCAGCCCUGGGCUGCCCGGGGCCACAACACUGGGAUGUCUGCCUGAUCCACCACCAGACCGGGAGCUCCUGGAAGGAGGUCUUACCCAGAGACCCUUCUGUGUCCCCUGGGCCCGAGCCAACACAGAGGCAAGUUCAGAAAAGGUUUCCUGAAUGGAUGGCCCUGCCCUCCAGGACCUAAACACUUGUGGGGAUUAACAUCAGCCCUCAGACCAAGAAUGGGUGAUAAACUUCUCAGACAGACCCCAGGAACGUAGAGGACACAGAGGGACUGCAGGGUGUGGGCUGCCCAGGGGAACAGGAAUCUUCUCUCACCACUCUCAUUCCCCUCAGUUCCUCUUGCCUCUAGGACCCUUUCUCUUCUUCAUCCUCCUCUCUCCCUCCAACCCCUCUUCUCUUCUCCUUCUCCUGCCUUGGUCAUCUCUCCCCCACCCCACUCUCACUGGGAUGAGUUGGAGCUGUGGUGCUGAGAACGUGGAGGGGUGGAGGGGAGGGAGGCCCGAGCUGUUUAUAGGAACUGGAGCAGCUCCAUCCAUCAGCUCUGUUUGGAGCUGGAAACCAAGCAUAAUAAAUACCUUGGCUCCUCCCCAGCUGUGCUUUCCCUGAACUUGGCCAUUCGAACUCCAAAUUUCUCUGGCCUGCUGGUUCUCAGGACCCAGCUCCCACCCCACCCCACCCUACUCCCACCUCCCACCAAGCUGCCCUGGAAAGAGCCCUGCCUCUGGGACCAGAAAUGCAGGGCUGAGUCUAGGCUGUGCUGCCGCUUUGCUUUGGGAGCAAGUCGUGCCCCUGGUCUGUGCCUCCAUUUCCCCAUCUGUGAAAUGGGGUCAUAAUCACUGCACCCCCCCAAACACGCAGUGCUGUUCACAUGUUAGGCUUGAGCAUCUGCUUGACGCUGGGCCCUGGGCCCUGCGGGAUCCCUGGGAACAGGCAGGCAGAGCCUCUGCCUAUUGGGCGGAGGGAGGGGCCACACUACAGCCCAAGCAGGAAGUGGUCAGCGCCACGAGGGAGGUCCAGACUUUGUGUUCUGGGAGUUUGUUUGCAGCAGGGAGCGGCCCUUCCAGCUGGAGGAUUCAGAGGAGACCUCGAGGACAUCUGGGCUGGCCCUGCAGGGAAGGGUAGCAUUUCAGCAUGUGGAGAUGGGGAGAGCCUCUUCCAGACAGAGCAGACUGCCAGAGCCAAAGCUGGGCAGUGGGAGGAUGUGAGGGUGGGGGCAAAGAAGAGUCUCCCUUUGCAUCCUUCACCCUGUCACUCCCAACUCUGUCCUCUCUGAUCCCCCAGCACCUUUCGCUCUGACCCUCUAGCUUUUUGGAAUCUUCCCUCCUUCCCUGGAGAGCUUCAGACUCACCCAGCUCUCCCAGGUUGUGGAUGCAUUCCCAGAAUCAUGCAGUCACGUUCCCACUCCCACCUCCCCCCAGAAAGCCACCCUAGAAAGUGGAAGACUCAGAUCAGGGGAAAAGUCACUGGCCAAGAGCACGUUUCUGGAAUGAAUAAGGGAAUAAAUGAAUAAAAGAGUGAGUCAAUGAAAAAGAGGAUAAUAGGAAAUUAUUGAAUUCAACUGACAUACUGUGCUGUACAUACAAGCUCCCUCCUCUGGUGGUGCUGGUGGUGCUGUUUAUUUGGCGGGGAGGGGAAUAGGCAUUAGAUACAUGACUGUGCGCAGGUGCGUGCGCGCGCACGCGCGCGCGCACACACACACACACACACACACACACACACACACACAAGAAUAAAGACAAAAUGGCAAACUUUGAUGAGUAUUAUGAGAGAAAAUAAUAGGGAGACAGAAUGAAAUGGGCAGACUCAGAGAAGUCCUCUCUGAUGAUGGAAUCUGUAAGCUGAGACUGAAGGAGGACUUAAGAUGAGUGAGUGAAUUAAUAUUCCUUCUAGCCUCUUCCCCUCACUCCCAUGAAUUUGCAAGAGCUGCACUUUAGACCCUGAGGUCCAUUCUCAUGCAUUGAAAGGUCCCCCUACCCUGGGACCCUCCUGGCCUUCCCCUGCCCUCAGUGCCUUGGCUGUCCCAUUCUAGAAUCAUGGAGAAAAAUAUGGAAGGCCACCCAUAAGGGGUGGUGGGGAGGGAUGGCCAAGGGAUGGGUGCCAGGAGUCAAGCAUUGUGGGGGUGAGGGACUGGCUAGGCUACAGGGUAAGAAAGUCAAGUUCCAAAGGCCCCUGCUUUAUUUGGGGUGGGGCGGUGACGUGGGCUUUGUUCUCUCUGCCAUUCCUGAGCCACCCAUGUCAGCUUGCACCAACCAUAUUCUUUCACCCUAGGUAGCUUACUAACGUUCUCCUGUCUAACCUUCUGUAUAUUUUCUCCAUAAUCAAGUCACCAUUGACAGAUACAUUUAAAUUAUAUGCAAAUAAACUUAUGCAUGUAUCACUGUUUUAUAAAAAUGGGAUCAUAUAAUAUAUGGUUUCCUGCAUCUUGCUUUUUUUUUUUUUUUUCGGUACGCGGGCCUCUCACUGUCGUGGCCUCUCCCGUUGCGGAGCACAGGCUCCGGACACGCAGGCUCAGCGGCCAUGGCUCACGGGCCCAGCCGCUCCACGGCAUGUGGGAUCUUCCCGGACCGGGGCACAAACCCGCGUCCCCUGCAUCGGCAGACAGACUCUCAACCACUGCACCACAAGGGAAGCCCCUGUAUAUUUAUCUUAUAGCCAAUAACCUUAUCAAUUGUCUUAAUUCAAAUAGGUUUUUUUUUUUAAUUGUUGUUUGUUUUGUUUUUACAUUUGUUUUUGGUUUUUGUUUCUCUGCUAGAGGCUCUUGCGUUUUCUGGGUAUACAAUCACCUAAUUGACCGCAUUGUUCCCAUAGCUCCCUUGAUGCCCUCACCACAGUAUCAUCUGCCUCCGGCCAGGCCUCUCCUCACCUGGACUGCAGCCAGGUUGCAGGGAUCCCGCCCCACCUACAUUGCCCACCACAGAGCUCCUUCUCACAUGUUUUCUCUUCCCAAGACCAGGGCUCCAAUUCCUUUUCUCUCUGGUUUGCAGGAGCAGAGUGGAGGUGUGUAUGGGGGCUCAAUCCUUGCUGCUUUGUUCCACAGAAUGAAUUUUUUCCACCCUAACUGGAAUUCUGUUCUCCUCCUAGAGCAAAGGUUGAAAACUGGUGGCCUGUGGGCCAGAUUUAGCCCUCAGUCAUGCUUUAUUUGGCCCACACAGUGGUUUAUAAAAAUCUGGAUUGGUUGCCAACAUCUAAAAAAUUGAAAGAGUUGUUUUAUAUGGGACCAUAUAUAAAUAUGGACAUAUGAUUUUCUUAAAAUCCUGGAAAAGCUGAGAACCUGAAUCCCCAGCCCACAGGACAGUGAGUGGCAGGAGCUGUGAAAUUGCAUCUCCCACCUAGACUGUGAGCUCCUCAAGGGCAGGGGGCCAUCCUGCCCCCUCUGUACCCCAGCACCUGACACAGAGCCUGGCUCCAGGCAGCAGUCAUGAAAGUUUAAUUCCUUUCCUUUUGUAUCAUGCACAAGUUUCAAGAACAUGCGAGUCAAGAGUCCCACACAGCAAGUGUUCUGACCUCGAUUGUGCGCGAACCCUUUGGCAGUCUGAUGAGCCUGUGGACCCCUUUUCAGAAUAACGUCUUUUAAUUCAUAAAACAAAACAAAAAUGCAUGAUUACAAAGGAAAUCAAUCCUACUGAAUGCAGUUUUCAAAAUAUUAAAAAAUAAUUGUAAUUGGGUAAUACAUGUUUUUUAAUUAACACGUUAAAUACCAAAACCUAGUUGCAGAUCUAAUAAUUACUGUUAUUUUGAAGCACUGUUGAGCAUGAACGAUAUUUUGAGAGACCUUCAACAGCUGUAACAAGACAUGAAAACAUCUCUGAUUUCUGUUGGUAGUGGAACUGCUAACGUCACAGGUCCUAGUAAUGCUUCAGGGAUUUGUGGCCCACAUUCAUGAUGGAAAGAGCUAUUACACUUCAACUAAAUGCUAAUGAUGAAAAGAAAGAUGUAAAUUUUUCUCAUCCAGGUUCACAGCCCCAGGAAUUCUACCCUUGUGUCUCAUGGAUCUCAGGUCAAGACCCCUGCUUUGGGGAGAAAAUGCUAAUGGCAGCUACAACCAAGCCACAGUAACAGGGAGCUACGAUCCCAUAGAAAUCAACACAUGCUUGGGUAUCUUGGCCAGGGCAGGGAUGGGGUGUAAAUUAGAUCAGUGUUUCUGGAGGGCUACUUGGCAAUAUGUUCCAGGAAUCUUAAAUAUGCGCAUUUGCUUCAACCCAGCAAUUCUGGCUACACUUCUAGACGUAGCCAAAGAAAAACGACUGUGAGGUUGUUUAUCAUAGCCAAGGGCACAUCCAGCUUUUGUGGGGCCUGAAGCUCAUCCAAUUUAGAGGUCGCUUCUUACAAAAAGAAGACAAAAUCAUGAAUAUAAUAUUGCCAGACUGCUCUCCUGGGCACGUGGAAAGAUUCUGAGCAAGUGAGGACCCUGCAGCUAAAGCACCAUCAGCUGCAUGUAAAUAGACAAUCGUAGCAUUGUUAGUAAUAACCUAAAAUUAGAAACAACCUGAAACAGCCGACAAUCAGGGUUCAGUAUAGUAAAUUACAAUACCUCCAUACAAGGGAAUGCUGAUCAGUCAUUUAAAAGGGUGUGAAUGUAGAGGUGUGCUUACUGACAUGAAAAGAUGCUCAAAACAUAGUGUGAAGUGGAAAAGCAGAUUAUACAACAUGUGUAAGAAAGAUCCCAGUUUUGUUAAAAUAACAUACUAGUUAUGUGUAAUUGUAUGCUAAAUGGGCCUUUCCUGUCUGAGAAUUGCUGCUGUCCCCCCAGAACCUCAAAAGCAGCACCAGGGCUUCCCUGGUGGCGCAGUGGUUGAGAGUCCGCCUGCCGAUGCAGGGGACACAGGUUCGUGCCCCGGUCCGGGAAGAUCCCACGUGCCGCGGAGCGGCUGGGCCCGUGAGCCAUGGCCGCUGAGCCUGUGCGUCCGGAGCCUGUGCUCCGCAACGGGAGAGGCCACAACAGUGAGAGGCCCGCG
Molecule: messenger RNA, 10131 nt
Organism: Orcinus orca (killer whale)
Lineage: Eukaryota; Metazoa; Chordata; Mammalia; Artiodactyla; Delphinidae
Gene: LRRC32
Product: leucine rich repeat containing 32
Exons: 3
Coding region: 2037-4028 (663 amino acids)
Cellular component (GO): extracellular matrix; cell surface
Molecular function (GO): protein binding
Source: RefSeq, a predicted model, not a curated record